AUGGAGGAUCCUACGUUGUUCAUUCACUGGUUCUUCAGCUGCUUGUCCCUCCUGAUUAUGGGGGUGCGGCUGAUAUGGAGAAAAGUCUCCAAGCAGUCGUUUGUACUGGGUGACUACCUUACUAUGGGUGCGAUACUGUGCUGUGCUGUGAGGCUUGCGCUUAUUCAUGUUGUUCUGACCUGGGGAACGAAUAACAUUAAACCCAGUCUUCGAGAGAAGAUGGUUUUUACUGAUGAGAUCAUUUAUCGACGAGAAAUCGGGAGUAAAUUCGCCAUUACGAAUCGAGUCUUUUACAAUUCAUUCCUUUGGUUACAGAAGCUUGUGCUUCUCGAUGUUUACCGACGAUUACUCCUCAACUUGCGAUAUCAGAAGCCGAUUAUGUAUUCCUUUCUUCUCGUUUUCUUUGGUACCUACGUCGCUGUACAAGUCACCACUUUCAGCGAAUGCAACCCCUUUCAUUUGUAUUGGCAGGUUGUUCCGGAUCCUGGAACUUGCUCCAAGGCCCAACUGCAACUCAUCGUCGUUGGUGUUCUCAACAUCGUUACCGACGUGAUGCUUCUCGCCGUCCCGAUUCCAUUAUUCUUUUCGCUCAAGACUUCAUGGAAGCGCAAACUCAAGCUCUACGUUCUUUUCACUCUCGGUAUCUUCAUUGUCGCCAUUACCGUCAUCCGAUUGCCCAUCAACGCCAUGAACAAAGACAGCCAGGUCAAUCGCACGACAUGGGCCAGCACCGAGCUUCUCACCGCAACGAUAGUCGUUAACGCACCGACGUUAUAUGGAUUCUGGAAUAAGAAGAAACAAGGCACGGGAUAUGUCUACUCGCAUUCGCAAUCCCAGGGAACUGGGAUGAGAAGUCGGAAGAACACGAGAGCAACUGCUACGCUUGGAGAUGAUCCUACUACAGAAACCUUUGCUCUUGGCACUGUUCGUCACAGUCGGGAGCCUUCGGCUGGUAUUAUGCGGACUCAAGAAGUCACUGUCACAGAAUACAUCGACUCUCGAAAGAAUUCCAAGGGCACGAGUUCACGGACGGAUGAAACGGAGGUUGCGUCAAAUUCGAGUCAGCUAAGCAUACUGCGGGAUUCGAAAUAG
This is a messenger RNA of Fusarium redolens, 1092 nucleotides long. RefSeq lists its product as uncharacterized. The transcript has 2 exons. The record is from RefSeq and is a predicted model, not a curated record. Bases 1 to 1092 code for a protein of 363 amino acids. Lineage: Eukaryota; Fungi; Ascomycota; Sordariomycetes; Hypocreales; Nectriaceae.